CAUCUGCCCCUGGUCCUCCCUUUCUCUCCCAUCGUCCUCAUCGUCGGCCACAGCGAGCUCCGCUUCGCAUCGCAAACAGGGCAUAUCAUCUGUACUUGAGAGAGAUCGCGCCAUGGCGGAGCCCAACACGUCCUCCUCCACUCUCCAUCCCCCGCGCCUCGCCGCCAUGUUCGCGGUCACCCCGAGCGCGCCGGGAACCCCAGUCCACUCUAUCCAGUCGAUGCGCCGUAAGUCGGCCGGACACUCGGGUCCUUUAACCAAGAUUCUCGUCGCGAACCGCGGUGAAAUUGCCAUCCGUGUGUUCCGUACUUCUCACGAGCUCGCGAUGCACACGGUCGCGAUCUACUCGUACGAGGAUCGUCUGUCUGCUCAUCGUCAAAAGGCAGAUGAGGCGUACCAGGUCGGCAAGGGCCUCACGCCCGUCGGUGCUUACCUCGCCCAAGACGAUAUUAUUCGCAUUGCUCUCGAGCACGGCGUGGACAUGAUCCACCCCGGAUACGGUUUCUUGUCCGAGAAUGCAGAGUUCGCGCGCAAAGUCGAGCAGGCCGGCCUUGCUUUCGUCGGACCGUCUCCCGAGUGUAUCGACCAGCUCGGUGACAAGACAAAGGCGCGUACGCUUGCCAUGAAGGUCGGCGUGCCUGUCGUCCCCGGUACCCCCGGCGCUGUCGCCAAGUGGGAAGACGCGGACGCGUUCAUCAAGGAAUACGGCCUACCAGUUAUCAUCAAGGCCGCGAUGGGCGGUGGUGGUCGUGGUAUGCGUGUCGUUCGCGAGCAGGCCGACUUCAAGGACUCCUUCGAGCGCGCCGUCAGCGAGGCGAAGUCUGCGUUCGGCGACGGAACUGUCUUCAUCGAGCGUUUCCUCGAGCGCCCUCGUCACAUCGAGGUGCAGCUGCUUGCCGACGCGGUUGGUAACACGGUGCACCUGUUCGAGCGUGACUGCUCCGUCCAGCGUCGUCACCAGAAGGUCGUUGAGGUCGCCCCCGCGACCCAUCUGCCCGAGGAGGUCCGCAGAGCAAUUCUGGCAGACGCCAUUAAGCUCGCACGGGCAGUCGGCUACAGGAACGCCGGUACCGCCGAGUUUUUGGUCGACCAGAUGGGCAGGCAUUACUUCAUUGAAAUCAACCCUCGUAUCCAGGUCGAGCACACUAUCACCGAGGAAAUUACGGGCAUCGACAUCGUCGCCGCACAGAUCCAGAUCGCCGCGGGUGCUACGCUCCCUCAGCUCGGUCUCACUCAGGAGGCGAUCACCAAGCGUGGGUUCGCCAUCCAGUGCCGUAUCACGACAGAAGACGCGUCGCAGAACUUCCAGCCCGACACUGGUAAGAUCGAGGUCUACCGUAGCGCGGGUGGAAAUGGUGUGCGUCUCGACGCCAGCUCUGGUUUCGCCGGUGCGCAGAUCACGCCUCAUUACGACAGUUUGCUCGUCAAGUGCACUGUGAGCGGCACCACCUAUGAGGUCGCCCGUCGCAAAAUGUUGCGCGCGCUGGUCGAGUUCCGCAUUCGUGGUGUCAAGACAAACAUCCCCUUCUUGUUCCGUCUUCUGACUCACGACGUCUUCAUCGGCGGCAAGACCUGGACUACUUUCAUCGACGACACACAGGAACUCUUCAAGCUCGUCCAAAGCCAAAACCGUGCUCAGAAGCUGCUCUCAUACCUCGGCGACCUCGCCGUCAACGGCUCUUCUAUCAAGGGUCAACAGGGCGAGCCGGGUCUCGGAACCGAAAUCGACAUCCCCAAGCUCGCAAACCGCGAGGACCCCAACGGCCCCCCGCUGGACACCUCCGUGCCUUGCGAGCUCGGCUGGCGCAACAUCAUCGUCGAGAAGGGCCCCGAGGCCUUCGCCAAGGCCGUUCGCGAGUACCCCGGCGUGCUCAUCAUGGACACGACUUGGCGUGAUGCCCACCAGUCGCUGCUCGCGACACGUCUCCGGACAAUCGACAUGGCCAACAUCGCGAAGGAGACCAGCUGGGCGCUCGCGAACUCGUACAGUUUGGAGUGCUGGGGUGGUGCGACGUUCGACGUCGCUAUGCGUUUCCUGUACGAGGACCCUUGGGAGCGUCUGCGCACACUGCGCAAGCUUGUGCCCAACAUUCCCUUCCAGGCCCUCGUCCGUGGCGCCAACGGUGUGGGUUACACUAGCUACCCCGACAACGCUAUCUACGACUUCUCCAAGAAGGCUGUAGAGAACGGUCUCGACAUCUUCCGUGUCUUCGACUCGCUGAACUACAUCGAGAACAUGAAGCUCGGUAUCGACGCUGCCAAGAAGGCUGGUGGUGUUUGCGAAGCCGUCGUCUGCUACACCGGCGAUGUUGCCAACCCCAAGAGGACGAAGUACACUCUUCAGUACUACCUCGACUUCGUGGACCAGCUUGUUGCCGAGGGAAUCCACGUCCUUGGUAUCAAGGACAUGGCCGGUCUGCUUAAGCCCGAAUCCGCGAAGAUUCUCAUUGAGGCCAUCCGGAAGAAGUACCCCGACCUCCCUAUCCACGUGCACUCCCACGACACUGCGGGUAUCUCUACUGCGAGCAUGAUCGCGGCCGCCGCUGCAGGCGCGGACGUCGUGGACGUCGCCAUCGACAGCAUGUCCGGUCUCACGUCGCAGCCCCCCAUGGGUGCUGUGUGCAGCGCGUUGGAGCAGACUCACCUGGGCACCGGCAUCCGCUACGACGAUAUCCAGGCGCUCAACAUGUACUGGAGCCAAGUCCGGUUGCUCUACCAGUGCUUCGAGGCCAACGUCCGCGCUUCCGACUCGAGUGUCUUCGAGCACGAGAUGCCUGGAGGCCAGUACACGAACUUGAUGUUCCAAGCCGCGCAGCUCGGUCUCGGUGCUCAGUGGUCAGAGGUCAAGAAGAAGUACAUCGAGGCCAACGAUCUCUGCGGAGACAUCAUCAAGGUCACGCCUUCGUCCAAGGUCGUCGGCGACUUUGCGCAGUACAUGGUGCAGAACAGCCUGACCAAGCAGGACGUUCUGGAGCGUGCCGACCAGCUCGACUUCCCGUCAUCAGUCGUCGAGUUCUUCCAGGGCUACCUUGGUCAGCCCGUUGGAGGCUUCCCUGAGCCCCUUCGCAGCAAGAUCAUCCGCAACAAGCCCAGGAUCGAGGGUCGUCCUGGCGCGAGCCUUGCUCCCAUCGAGUUCAAGAAGGUCAAGGCGGAGCUUCGCAGCAAGUUCGGCAAGCACAUCACCGACUCGGAUGUUACUUCGUAUGUCAUGUACCCCAAGGUCUUCGAGGAGUACCAGGCCUUCGUUGAGAAGUACGGAGAUUUGAGCGUCAUCCCCACUCGCUUCUUCCUUGGUCGUCCGGACGUCGGGAAGGAGAUGAUGAUCGAGAUUGAGAAGGGCAAGACCAUCAUCGUUCGCCUUAUGGCGGUCGGUCCUGUCAUCGAGGGUCGUGCGCAGCGCGACGUCUGGUUCGAGGUCAACGGCGAGGUUCGCGCGCUCUCUGUCGAGGACAAGAACUCCGCCGUCGAGACGGUGUCUCGCGAGCGUUCGACGAGCGACCCUGGCUCUGUGGGUGCACCGAUGUCUGGUGUGGUCAUCGAGGUGCGCGUCAAGGAGGGUGCCGAGAUCAAGAAGGGCGACCCCGUCUGCGUGAUGAGCGCCAUGAAGAUGGAGUCUUCGGUCACUGCGCCGGUGUCUGGCCACAUCAAGCGCGUCGUUGUGCACGAAGGGGACUCGAUCAACCAGGGCGACUUGGUGGUGGAGAUUGUGCAUUAAUCCGUCCGUUCCGUUUGGCUGCACCCGCAAGAAUGGCACGAUGUUGUACGAGUAUGAAUACGUUAGAAGUCAAGGCUACUGUCACCAAUAGAAUCUGUUUCACGUCCCACA
Molecule: messenger RNA, 3826 nt
Organism: Trametes versicolor FP-101664 SS1
Lineage: Eukaryota; Fungi; Basidiomycota; Agaricomycetes; Polyporales; Polyporaceae
Product: pyruvate carboxylase
Exons: 25
Coding region: 113-3715 (1200 amino acids)
Biological process (GO): pyruvate metabolic process; gluconeogenesis
Cellular component (GO): cytoplasm
Molecular function (GO): metal ion binding; ATP binding; pyruvate carboxylase activity
Source: RefSeq, a predicted model, not a curated record